Messenger RNA from Equus quagga, 2255 nucleotides. RefSeq names its product GRB2 binding adaptor protein, transmembrane (gene GAPT). Gene Ontology annotation, molecular function: protein binding. Lineage: Eukaryota; Metazoa; Chordata; Mammalia; Perissodactyla; Equidae. Gene Ontology annotation, cellular component: membrane. The record is from RefSeq and is a predicted model, not a curated record. The coding region runs from base 462 to 1325 and encodes 287 amino acids. The transcript has 5 exons.
GGUGCUGUUAAGCAAGGGGUCUGUGUUGGAAAUGUGUUAUUCAACCCAGAGACAGCAGGUAUAGUGGUUUAGCACGCAGGUGCUGGAGGCAGACUGCCAGGCCACAUUGGAGCCAGGAAACUUUGCAAGUAUGAAAUAUUCUGAAAGGAGGAGCUAAAGAAGGAAGUAACUGACCUCAGUGAAAAAAGAGGAACAAGUUCUAAACCAAAGAAGAUUUAAAUCAACCCAGAGAACUAAAGAGACCUCGGCAUACUAAUCUCAAGUACUGGUGCAGGUAAUAGAAGGAUAAAUAAGAAAUGAUUCCCAGCCCUCAAGAACCUCAGAGCUAAUCAGGCUAUACGACUUUAGUGAUAGAUGUGCUGGACAGCUAUUUACAAAAAUUUGGGUGUUAUGCUAUUCUCUAGGAAUAUAAAGAUGAAGAGACCUGAACCCUGCCCAUCAUUUAACCAGCAGGUUUCUGGAUGGCGUAUCAUUCAAACUUCCUUUUCUUGAAUUUUUUACUUUGCUGUUAUCUUCCACUCAUUUCUGCUUCAUCUUGUGAUUUACUGGUAGAAAAGGAAGAGGAGUUGAAUAACAUCCCCCCUGACACAGUGCAAUUAUACAUUAACGAUUGUAAAGUAAACAGCAUCAGAUACAACGAGAACCAUCUUCGAAAACUAAGUUUACUCAAUCUCUCCUCUAAUUGCAUCAGGACUUUGCCAGAUAAUGUUCUUUCAGAUCUGAAAGAGAAAUGCCUAAAAGAGCUUCCAAAACUACUUUUGAACCAUACCUUACAAGGAAUUACAUCAGUCUGUACCUGUGAUUUUAUUAAGGGAUCUGUCAUACCACUAAAUAACACUGUUUGUGCAGAAAUGUUGAAAAACUGUGGAAAUACUUCAGCAGCCAUUGCUAUAGGAAUUUCGCUUCUUUUGCUGUUGGUGAUCUGUGGAAUUGGGUGUGUUUGGCACUGGAAACAACGUAACACAACACAAUUUUCCCUACCGAAGUUUUUGCAAAGGAGAAGCAGCAGGAGAAAAGACUAUACUAAAACAGUCUCCUUGAGUCCCUAUGUUAUCAACUCAAGGCAUAAAAUCUCAGUUCAAACCCAAGACCACAGAUCUGCUGUGAGGGGGACUGACAUACAUGGAAACUAUGAAAAUGUGAAAGUGAGUCCUCUCAAUGCUAAAGAAGAAACCGAGAAGGAACUAUACCAGAACAUUCGGCAGUGCAAUUUGGAGGAGCACAUCUAUGGAAAUGAGGCGCCGUCUAAGUAUUGUAACUUCCAGAAUCUUCAUACUUCUGAAGUCCCUCAAGAUGAAGACAUAUAUAUUCUUCCAGAUUCAUAAUUACUUUUCAAAAUAUUGCGUUUAAUUAUCGGAGGAUAAAUAUUCACUGGGGCUUUUGUGGUACUGAUGGCAUUUUUAAUCGAGUUCUUCUGAUGAAACUCAAGGAUCUCUCAUCUGUCUCCACCCUUCUGAGUCCUCUCCAGGUGUAUCACUGUGGAUUAAUUCUAGACAUCCUCUCCACCCUCCUUUCCUGGAUUAAUUCUGCAUUAUUUUAUAUUGAUUCUUCCUUCUAAACCUUACCUAUCUUUUUCUUUUAUUUCUAUCCUUACCAUCUUUUUCUGUGUUAAGAUUAUUGCCACAGUCUCCUAACCAAUCUUUCUGGCUUUAGUUUCUACACUCUCAAUCAGUUCCCCGUGAUGCUGCCAGAUUUAUCUUCAGAAAAUAUUCCCAGUGGCCACAACACUUCUUUGCUUAAAACCUUUUAACGCCUCCUCUUUGCAAAAGACAUAAUACUCAUAAUUCCAACUCCAGAAUUCAUGAUUUUCCAUAAUUGGCUCCAGUUUACUUUUCCAAUGGCUUCUACUAAUCCCCUACUUCCCUGCUUUCGUCAGAAUCAUCUCAAAGCCUGCCAAACUCAUCCCUCCUCUGCACCUUUGCUUGUCUGCCCCCACUCAAGCCUGCUCAGCUCAUAACUCCCUCCACAAGUCUUCUGAAUCAUUCCAAACCCACAUUUGCCUUUUUCUUUUCUGACCUCCUGUAGAUUUUGCUGUCUGUUAAGUUCUUUGGACAUUUAAACUAUGAAUCUUUGCUAUGGAAUUUUAUUAUUCAAUGUUAUAUGAGAAUGUCUUAAGUUCCCUACAAAAUAGUAAGGAACUGCCUCAUAUUCAUCCUUUAGCCCUAAUGCCUAGACUAUCAUAUGAGGCACUCAUUGUUGUUCAAUUGACAAGAAUUGAAUUGUACAUUUUGCUAAGUAGUUUUGAGAAAAAUCUA